Messenger RNA from Drosophila serrata, 4217 nucleotides. RefSeq names its product putative multidrug resistance-associated protein lethal(2)03659. NCBI's taxonomy places the organism in Eukaryota, Metazoa, Arthropoda, Insecta, Diptera, Drosophilidae. The record is from RefSeq and is a predicted model, not a curated record.
AUGGGUUCCAUAGAGAAGGAGGACUUACAGGAAAAUCCUAGGGUGCGAGCGAAUUGGUUUUCAAUUUUAACUUUCGGGUACACCAUACCCAUUUUUAAUAAGGGUCGUAAACAGACCUUGACCACAAAAGAUCUUUACAGAACCAUGAAGGAGCACAAGUCUGAACAUCUUGGCAACAGAUUAUAUGAUUCGUGGGAGCAAGAACUUAAAAGAUCAGGAGGAAAACCCAGCCUUUUCAGAGCUCUGUUGCGGGUAUUCGGAUGGGAAUUCGGUUUCUUUGGACUUGUGCUCUUAGUAGGAGAAGUGGGAUUACGUACAGCUGAGCCGUUCCUUCUCCUGAAACUCAUCUCCCACUUCACAAACGAUUCGGAAUCCAUAGGGAAAGCCUAUCCCUAUGCGAUCAGCUUGAUCUUAUCAACUUGGUUGUGCCUGAUAAUGAGACAUCCCACUAUGUACGGCUUAUGGAAUUUAAGUAAGUUUAGAGCACGAGUAAGCUUGAGCAGCAUGAUCUAUCGGAAGGCUCUACGACUCAGUACGACGUCUCUGGGCGCUGCUACUUCUGGCCAUGUUGUUAGCCUGAUUUCCAACGACGUUAGUCGCCUAGACAGUAACAUCCUCUUCACGCACUUCCUGUGGGUUGGGCCAUUGCAAACAUGCAUAGUCACUUAUUUAAUGUACCUUCAGAUUGGAAUCUCAGCCUUGUUUGGUGUGGCCUUUAUGCUUCUCUUCAUUCCCUUGCAAUUAUACCUGGGCAAGAAGACCACUGAAAUACGUCUGAGGACCGCUCUGCGGACGGACAAGCGGCUGCGUAUGAUAAAUGAGAUUAUCUCAGGCAUCCAGGUGAUCAAAAUGUAUGCCUGGGAGCGGCCUUUCGAGCGUUUGGUGGCCCAUGCACGCCAGAAGGAGGUUAAUGCCAUUUGCCACGGAAGUUAUAUCAAGGGUAUUGUUGCGUCAUUCUCAAUCUUCCUCUCGCGCUCCUCCAUAUUUUUUAGCUUAGUAAGUUACGUUCUGUUGGGCCAGAUCCUUACGCAUGAGGUGGCUUUUAGUAUUACGGCCUACUACAACGCCCUGCUAGUCACUAUGCUGGUGUUCUUUCCCCAAACCAUCACACAGACGGCGGAGAUCAGGGCUUCCCUUGGCCGUGUGCAGAAGUUCAUGCUGUCUGAGGAAGUAAAGAAGUCCAUUAAGAGCGAUGAUCUCCAGGAAAUGAUUACUCCACACCCAAAGGAGGGUCAUUUGAGGAGAAGGAAAGUUCCCCCAAAGUCAGGUAUUUCAAUUACCGGACUAAAAGCCAAAUGGGACCCUAACUGCCCUGAGUAUACUCUCGACGGAGUUGAUUUGACAGUUCAGCCCGGGACAAUGGUUGCCGUUCUGGGAUCUACCGGCUCCGGCAAAUCCAGCCUCAUUCAGGCCAUUCUGGGCGAGCUGCGAGCGGAAUCUGGCGAAAUUAAGGUCAAUGGAUCGAUGUCCUAUGCCUCCCAGGAGCCAUGGCUCUUCUCCGGCACCAUGCGAGAUAAUAUACUCUUUGGUCAGCCAAUGGAUCGCAAGCGCUACGCCAAGGUGGUGCAGCAGUGCGCUCUGGAGCGUGAUUUCGAGCUGCUGCCUCUUAAGGACAAAACGCUGGUGGGGGAGCAAGCAACUUCCUUGUCUGGUGGCCAAAAGGCGAGAAUCAGCUUAGCGAGGGCUGUCUACCGAGAGGCCUCGAUCUACCUUCUGGAUGAUCCCCUAAGUGCUGUGGACUCCAAUGUAGGCAAACAUCUCUUCGAGGAAUGCAUGCGGGGCUACCUGAGAGAUCGCACCGUAGUUUUGAUUACUCAUCAAAGGCAGUUCCUGCAACGCGUGGAUCAGAUUGUGAUCAUGGAUAAGGGACAAGUUCGUGCAGUGGGUAACUACGAGUCCCUGAUCAAGGAGGGCGUGGACUUUGCCAACGUUGUGGAUGAGCAUCAGCAAAAGGAGGCAAAGGAACAGAUAAUGGAGCAUACUGAACAAGAAGAGGAUCGCUCUCGAUUAGGUAGCUUCACUAAUACUCAAGGAAAGCCAAGGUGCAAUAGCGAAGGAUCCUUGCAAUCUAUACCCGAUUCAUGUCUUGAAAAGAUCAGUGUGGAGCACCAAGGGUCAGGUCGUAUUGGCCUCGGCUUGUACAAAAAGUACUUUACGUUUGGCGGUGGACUUUUCCCUUUCCUUGGAAUAAUAAUCUUGUGUUUACUUUCACGGGUAUUCAUCUCUAUAUCUGAUUGCUUCCUGAUUUAUUGGGUUUCCAAGAAUCAUGAUAGAAACACAGGCUGGUCUUUGAGUACUGAACUAAUCGACAUUGGCCUGUUUACGUUUAUUACAUUCUUCUCCAUUGUCACAACAGUGGCAUCCUCAAUUCUAAUAUUUAACCUGGCCAAGAAAUGUUCCAUUGGGCUGCACAGCACCAUUUUCAAUGCGAUAUCGCGGGCCUCCAUGUAUUUCUUCAACACGAAUCCACCGGGGCGUAUACUUAAUCGCUUCUCGAAGGACUUGGGACAGGUGGACGAGAUGCUUCCUGUCGCGAUGAUGGACGUGAUACAACUCUUCUUAUUACUUGCUGGCAUAGUCAUCAUCAUAGCCGUUGUCAAUCCGUUGCUUCUCGCUCCAGCCUUCGUGAUCGGCAUCAUUUUCUAUAAGUUUCGAACCUUUUAUUUGAAAACAUCUCGGGAUGUUAAGCGGAUUGAGGCCAUUGCUCGAUCUCCGGUUUACUCUCAUUUGGCGUCUACGCUGACCGGCCUAUCUACAAUCCGGGCUUUCGAUGCUGAGCACAUCCUUGAGGCAGAGUUCGACAGUUACCAGGAUACGCACAGUUCUGCAUUUUAUACAUUUCUUACAACAUCCCGUGCCUUUGCCUAUUGGCUGGAAUGGUUUAGUGUCAGUUACAUAGCAAUCACCACGCUUAGCUUCUUCGCCUUUCCGCCGGCUAACGGCGGCGAAGUGGGCUUGGCCAUUACACAGGCUAUGGGCUUGUCAGGCCUGGUGCAGUGGACAAUGCUUCAAUCCGCCGAACUGGUCAACUUAAUGACUGUUGUAGAGCGAGUGGUUGAGUACGAAGACAUCGAGCCGGAGGGAGAAUUGGAAGCGCCAAUGGACAAGAAACCUCCGAAGUCAUGGCCAGAGCAAGGGAAAAUCGUGUUCGACGAGCUAAGCUUGCGCUACGUGCCAAACCCCAAGGCAGACUAUGUCCUCGAGUCACUAAACUUUGUCAUAAAGCCAAGGGAAAAAGUAGGAAUCGUUGGACGUACAGGAGCAGGAAAAUCUUCGCUGAUCAAUGCCCUUUUCCGACUGUCCUACAACGAUGGAUCCAUUCUCAUUGAUAAGCGAGAUACGAACGAUAUGGGUCUCCAUGAUCUGCGCAGCAAGAUAUCGAUCAUUCCCCAGGAACCUGUGCUCUUCUCCGGCACAAUGAGAUACAACCUGGAUCCAUUCGACGAGUAUAGUGACGACAAGCUGUGGCGCAGCCUGGAGGAAGUAAAGCUGAAGGAUGUGGUGGCAGAUUUGCCCAAUGGCCUGCAGAGCAAAAUCACAGAGGGCGGAACCAAUUUCAGUGUGGGUCAGCGCCAGUUGGUCUGCUUGGCCCGAGCUAUUCUGCGCGAGAAUCGUAUCCUGGUAAUGGAUGAGGCCACGGCUAACGUAGAUCCUCAGACAGAUGGCCUUAUCCAAGCCACUAUUCGCAACAAGUUCAAGGAUUGUACAGUGCUGACGAUAGCCCAUCGUCUGCACACGAUCAUGGACUCCGACAAGGUGUUGGUUAUGGACGCUGGACGAGCUGUGGAGUUCGGUACGCCGUUCGAGCUGUUAACAAAGGCAGAUUCUAAGGUAUUCCAUGGCAUGGUGAAGCAGACGGGCCAAGCCACAUACGAAGGACUAUUAAAAAUUGCACAAAAGGCCUUUGAGGACAGCCAGGGUCUGCGCCGUUCCUCAUAAGACUCAGGGCAUAUGGAACAAAAUAUAUAGAAAUUAAGCCAACGUGCUUAAUACCGAGUAAUUAGCCGAUUAAAUGUAGUUAGCUUAACUAAUGUUAGUUUGCUUUGAAUGUGUUAUAUCGUGUGAGUGUAAAUAUGUUUGACCGUGUGUAUGUUGUUUACUGGUUUGUGUAAAUGAAACACUUUAUAGUUAUCCGUUGCUUAUUUUUCUAUUUGUAUUUAAAUCUCACUAAGCGCAAAGAAGUGCCUUUGAAAAUAAACGAAAUAUUUCUACUUAGA